CCACCCCCUGCCAUACAUACUUCUCCCAUGCUCUUGCAAUCUUUGACAAAAUACAGGAUCCUGAACAACUUCUGCUUCAUUCUUCAUUCUUAAGGGAAUAUCUACAAAAUGCCAUCUGCAAGUCAUGAGACAUCUGAUCAAGACCGAGAAGCGUUUGUUGAGGUUGAUCCGUCAGGACGAUUUGGGCGGUACAGCGACCUAUUGGGCGCUGGUGCGGUAAAAAAGGUCUACAGGGGAUUUGACCAAGAAGAAGGCAGGGAUGUAGCCUGGAACCAAGUCAAACUAAGAAAUUUUAGCGAUGACCCGACCGUGUUAAAAAGACUGUUAUCGGAAAUCGAAUUGUUACAAACUCUAGAGAAUGAAAACAUCAUUGUUCUGUAUAGUUUCUGGAUGGAUGUUGAAAACACUACCUUGAACUUUAUCACGGAGGCGUGUGCUUCGGGUAAUUUGAGGGAUUAUAGGAAGAAACAUAGGCGCGUGUCGCUCAAGGCGAUGAAGAACUGGUCAAGACAGAUUCUUAGAGGGUUGGAGUAUCUUCAUACCCAUGAACCCUGCAUUAUUCAUAGAGAUCUUAAUUGUAGCAACAUCUUCAUCAAUGGAAACAUUGGAAAGGUUAAAAUCGGGGACUUGGGUUUAGCGGCAGUGGUGGGUAAGAACCACGCGGCUCAUACAUUACUAGGGACACCCGAAUACAUGGCUCCCGAGUUGUACGAGGAAGAUUACAACGAGUUAGUGGAUAUUUACUCAUUUGGAAUGUGUUUGGUUGAAAUGGCUACAAUGGAAAUACCCUAUAGCGAGUGCGACAGUAUUGCUAAAAUAUACCGAAAGGUUACAAGCGGUGCCAUGCCUCAAGCGUUUAAUAAAGUCAAUGAUCCUGAAUUAAAAGCGUUUAUUGAACGAUGCAUUGGUCAACCUCGAGCUAGGCCUUCCGCAUCCGAUCUUCUUCAAGACCCGUUUCUAGUCAUCACUAGUAGUGAAGAGAGUGAUGGCAGUACCUAAAGACGUUUUUAUGUGUAUAUGUGUAUAAGUGUCACGCAACAUAUAAAAUUUUUAAAUAGAUAAUCAUGAUAACUAUGUUAGUAUUUGUUCCUAUUGUUAUAAGUGUGUCACAUAUGGUUGUUAUAUGGUUAUCUAUCUCAUUAUGUUCGAAAAUUAUUAUGAACAUGUGUUUAUACGAUUCUCUACUUAAAAUUGAUUCUGUAAUGAAAGAACCCUUUUUGUUAA
Messenger RNA from Helianthus annuus (common sunflower), 1224 nucleotides. RefSeq names its product probable serine/threonine-protein kinase WNK11. The record is from RefSeq and is a predicted model, not a curated record. Gene Ontology annotation, molecular function: ATP binding; protein serine/threonine kinase activity. Gene Ontology annotation, biological process: intracellular signal transduction; protein phosphorylation. Bases 109 to 999 code for a protein of 296 amino acids. The transcript is spliced from 3 exons. Gene Ontology annotation, cellular component: cytoplasm. Lineage: Eukaryota; Viridiplantae; Streptophyta; Magnoliopsida; Asterales; Asteraceae.